AAAAAAAAACAUCCAGGCAUUUUUGUUUAGCAAUUAUUUUUCUAGAUGCAGCCCAUCUUGUGCGUCAAACAGCACGUCACACUCCGAUAAUGGCUAUUCAUGAAGUUGUGGUAUUGUUGAAAAGAACACGAUGGAGAAGCAACACAGCGAGCUCAGACUGAAUGGUUAAAGAUUAAAAAAAGGGGGGGAGAAACAUGAAAAUGAAGUCAUUUCCCAAAUGAUUCGACAUAAAAAAAAAACACAAUCUUUGCAUCCCCAUCCCUGUCAACAUAAAUCUCCAAAAGAUCGCCCCAUUGACAACACAGGUGAUCAAUUAUUGCAGAUAUGGCUUCGCCGAGAGCGUCUUUAACGUCCCCGCCACAUGUAAUUACAGCAGCGAUGUCUGAGGGAGAUGCGGUGGGUAAUCAAUAGGCGCUUGCAGCAGGUACGCGCUGCUGCCUCUUCACUCGCGCGCAGACGCACGCGCGCACGCACACCGUCUCGCUUGUUUUCUUGCCCAGCGCUGGAUGUGAGACGUCAGCGUCACCGCCGCAGCCCGUAGACACACGCAGCCCGCGGCCACGCGUUUCUCCACCGCGUCUGGAAGAAGCGAAGCCCGGAUAGCGCAACAUAUUGGCACGCCAACAUUUCCCCGCUGCGUUAUCACCUUUCUACGGAGACCAGAUAAGGCCACUCCAUGACAGUCUCGCGUCGCGCACAACGUCUUUGCGCAUCCCACAGCAGCGGCAUCUCAUCUCGGAAUUGCUGAAAAUACUACAAGACAUUACACAACGCUGAACGCACCGCGCUAGACCUGCCAUGACCGCAGGGGUUCGUGGAAUGGCUCGCUUGGGGCUGUGUGGGCUUUUAUUCGGGCUGCUGAGGCUCAGCUCGGCUUGUCCUGGGUCGUGCUUUUGCAAUGCCUCGAGGAUCUCGUGUAUCGAUCAAGAACCAGGGAUCGAGGAUUUCCCUGUCUUGGUGCCGGAGUCUGACAUGGAAAACAUCACGGAUAUAUACAUCUCAAAUCAAAAAAGGCUACUUACAAUCAACGAGGACCAUAUGAAGUACUACUCAAAUCUCAGGAAUUUAACAGUGACCAAUACUCACCUGACAUAUGUAUCUACAAUGGCCUUCUUCAACAAUUCCAAACUUCAAUAUCUGAAUCUCAGAGACAAUAACUUAUCAACACUGUCUUGGAGGGCACUUCGUAAUUCAAACUUGUCGACUUUGUUGCUCUCCGGGAACCCUUUGCAAUGUGAAUGUAAGAACAUCUGGAUCAAAGUCUGGUUGGAUGACAGUGAGAGAGAGGGGUUGCAGUGUCUACAGGACGGAGGAAGAGCAAAAGCCCUCUCUAGGCUCAAGCUUCCUUCAUGUGAGUAUCCACGUGUCGAGGUCAUCCCUGCUGUUGUCAAUCAAAUGGCAGGAAGUGAUGCCACAGUGACGUGUAGUGUGUCAGGAGCCCCGACCCCUGAGCUCUCCUGGAGCUUAAACUCCAGUGAUCACCCUCCUCUCUCAACCAGUCAUGAGAUUUCUCACACAAUGGAGCUGCAGUCUAUUCUGACUCUAAGUGAACUUUCACCUGAUGACAACGGCAGAGAGCUCACCUGUAGUGCCGAGAACAUUGUGGGCCAGACUGAGGCUUCAGUCCUUCUCAAUAUUCUUUUUCCCCCUACUAUCAUGCAGCUGUUCCAGCCCGUGAGGAACCAGGACUGGUGCAUUCCUUUCACUGUGACGGGCAACCCGAGGCCUGAUCUGCACUGGUACCACGAGGGGAAGCUGCUGGAGGAGCAGCAGUACAUCAGGACCAAAAUCCAUGAAAUCACGGAUACGGAGUACCACGGCUGUCUGCAGCUAGUCAUUCCCACUCAUAUCCAUAACGGCAUUUACACACUGGUGGCUAGCAAUGAGUUCGGAGAGGACAGGGGAAACGUGACGGCGCACUUCAUGCACAUACCUGAUGUGGACCACUCAGGGACAGACACAGACACGACAUUUAGUCCAGAAACCCCGCCACUGGAGGACAAAGUCGCGGUUUAUAUAGUGGUUGGAAUAGCUGGGGUUGCUUUAACUGGAUGUAUCCUGAUGUUAGUUUUCCUCAAGUAUGGCAGAAGCUCCAAGUUUGGUAUGAAAGGCUCUUCAUCCGUCAUCAGUAAUGACGACGACUCGGCCAGCCCGCUUCACCACGUUUCCAAUGGCAACAACACGCCAUCAUCAUCGGAAAUGGGCCCAGAUGCCGUUAUCAUCGGAAUGACAAAGAUUCCAGUCAUCGAAAACCCCCAGUACUUCCGCAACCCCGGCAGCAUGCUGAAAUCGGACACUUUCGUCCAACACAUAAAACGUCACAACAUUCUGCUGAAGAGGGAACUUGGAGAAGGGGCUUUUGGGAAAGUGUUCUUAGCUGAAUGCUACAACUUAUCUCCUGACCAAGAGAAGAUUUUGGUGGCUGUUAAGACUCUGAAAGAAGCCAGUGAAAGUGGACGAGCAGAUUUCCACCGAGAGGCAGAGCUCCUGACCAACCUGCAGCAUGAGCACAUUGUCAAGUUUUAUGGCGUGUGUGUAGAAAGCGACCCUCUCAUCAUGGUGUUUGAGUACAUGAAACAUGGAGACCUCAACAAGUUUCUCAGGGCUCAUGGACCAGAUGCAGUGCUGAUGGCAGAUGGACAGCAGAGUUUGAUGGUGGAGUUAACUCAGCCUCAGAUGCUGCACAUUGCCCAGCAGAUAGCAGCAGGCAUGGUGUAUCUGGCCUCACAGCAUUUCGUGCACAGAGACCUGGCCACACGCAACUGCCUAGUAGGAGAGAACCUGCUUGUCAAGAUAGGAGACUUCGGCAUGUCCAGAGAUGUGUACAGCACCGACUACUAUAGGGUGGGUGGUCACACCAUGCUGCCCAUCCGCUGGAUGCCCCCAGAGAGCAUCAUGUACAGGAGAUUCACCACAGAGAGUGACGUGUGGAGUUUGGGUGUGGUCCUCUGGGAAAUAUUCACAUAUGGCAAGCAACCCUGGUACCAGCUUUCAAACAACGAGGUGAUCGAGUGUAUCACACAGGGUCGGGUGUUGCAGAGACCUCGUACUUGCCCCAAAGAGGUGUAUGACCUGAUGCUGGGCUGCUGGCAGAGGGAGCCCUACAUGAGACUCAACAUCAAAGAAAUCCACAACCUGCUCCAGAGCCUGGCCAAGGCUUCGCCUGUUUACUUGGACAUCCUGGGCUGAUCCGUUUGCCAGUAUGGGUGUGUAAUUGUUAGUAAGAAAAAGUGUGUGUGAAUGCGUGGUAUAAUAGGAGUAAGGGAUGGUUUCGAUUAGGAUGAGUGAUUGAAUAUAGAUGUGUGUGCGUCUGUGUGUGUUCAUAAAAAUGGCUUGUGCUUCAGCACUCUCACCACAUAGACUAAAAGGCCUUAAAGUUGACUGUGUGCAUUGCUUUGAGUUUUCCCACAUCUGGACAUGUCCAUCUAUCAUGUAUCAAUAGGUUUUCUAAAAACCCCAAAUAGUUACAAACAGAAACAUCUGAUUGUUGUAAAUAUGCGUCAGAGACAAUGCAGACCUUUUGUUUAACAACCUUUUUGAAAAAGGUAAUUUGGUUUAGGAAAGUUUCUAUUUGUUUUUCUCUUACCAUUUUGUUUAUCGAGAUGGACAAAAUUCGGACUUGAUGAGGACCCAGUCAUUAGCACAACGCUGUCAACGCCCUGGCGUCAUUCUGGCAGACUUUACGCAGAUCGCAAUACUAUUCAUACCGCAAACUAUCGAGUAACAAUCAUGGAACUGCCAGAUUCAUGUUUCAUUUGAAGUUUUUUUUUAACACAUCUGUUCUAAUUUUAAACUUUUCUGUGCCAAGUUUUGAUGUCUAUAAUGCUGAGGUCGAUGAAAGGCGUUUUGGGACAUCUCGGUGCGCCCCAUCUUACUCAGCGCGAACUUCGUCAUAGAAGCACAGCGACAAAGACGCCUCCUUUUUUUUUUUUUUUUCGUUUUUUCUUCGGAAGAGGCUUGAGGUUGGACACAGAGUGUUUGGAGUGAGCACAGAGGCAAAGUCACCAGCAGUGGCACUUAAGUAUUUCCUCAGACUUUGUUUGGCUCCCCGGCCAUAGUUUUGAUUCAAAGGGCACUUGUCUCUCUAACUGAGGCUCGAAGAACAAUGGGAAGAUGCUGUUCGUGUGUCAGUGGUAACAGUCUAAUUUUUUUAAUGUUAGGGUGCUUACACACUAGAAAACGUUUUGACUGAACACUUGAUGGAUAGAAAUCUGCAAGACUGUGUUUCUGAGGGUGUGGAAAAGAGCCAUUCGUCCUGGAUAUUUCCCUGCCUUUGGCCCUAGAGGCUGGGAUAGGUUCCAGCAUCCCUACGACCCUACAUCGGACAAGCGGUUUUGGAUUAUGGGUGGAUGGAAAGAGCCAGGGCUAUUUGAAAUAAAGCAGAAAUACAGCCAAAUGGAUUUCUGAAAGCACAAUUGGACCUGCCUCCCUGGGAUUCUCAGUAGUCAACAGAUCCCUGCAUUACAGCCAAAGUACAAAUUCCCCCCACUUUUGGUCACGUAACGGAGCAUCAAAAUCAACAAAUUCCCGGUGUACUCCAACGUAGCGUGAACUAGUGUGUAGGCACCCUUAAUCAUCAUCAUGUUGCAAUUUGAUGGACUUUGCCUUUGCGAAGACUGAAGAUUUCUUUCAAACCUGUUCCUGAGGAGUAUAUCCAUAGAUGUUGUUCAUAACACAACAGACCUGCCUGAUCAGCUGGAGUUGAUUGCUCUUGGAUUAUUCAUUAUUAUCUGUUUAUGUAUCAACUGCUAAAUAAUAUGUGUAUGUGAUAAUCUAUGAUCAAUUUGUUUUCGAUGUAUUGUGGGCCGUUUCAAAGCGAUGGGCUUGGUGGGCACUGUGAAGUGAAUGUUCAUGUGAGAAUGAUACGAGUCGGACUGUCCCUGAGGUCACGACAGGAAGACCCUAUGAAGGGACUGUCCAGAUUCAACCUGUGUGUUUCAACCCCACUAAACAAGUUACCAGAGGAGGACGACUGACAACCAACAGGUUUAAAUUGAUUACAAAGGACUGAAUGACAACUAAAAUUGUCAUUGCACUAUACAGUGCGUUCAGACAGUAUUCAGAUCCCUUCAUUUUAUGUAUAGCCCUAUGCGAAAAAUUUUUUUUCCACAUCAAAAAAUACUCUCCUUACACCAUGAUGCAAAAACUGCAAAUUUAUUAAAAGAAAAAACACAAAUAUCUCAAUAACUUAAGUAUUCAGACCCUUAACUCAGUACUUGUCUUAUCAGCAAUUAUUUCCUCAAGUCUUUUUGGUCCUUUCAAUCUGUCAGGUUGGAUGAGGACCAUUGGUGGACAGACAUUUUUAUGUUUGGGUACAAGCCUGAGCUCUGGCUUGGUCACUCGAGAACAUUCGGAGUCAUCGUUAAACUACUGCUGCAUUAGUCAAUGUGUAAUUUCUGUUCACAGAUUUGGUUUUUGCUUUAUAAUGGGAGAGGCCCAGCAUGAUUUACACACUAAACCGAUAUAAAAGAACUAGUAGACGAAAGCUCUAGUGGACUCUGUUUGGGCCAAAGUUGCGUUUGAACACACUACAAAGACUGCAAUCAAUGGCCAACUAGCAUGUAGUCUACCUUUGUCUGCGUAAAUACAAAAAAAGCAAGCAAAUCAGCUGUUGAUCAAUUAAUUGGUCUUCACUUUCUUCAUUCUAAACAGCCAUGUCGUUACGACAGAGCAAGGCUCUUAAAUACUUCGUACAACCCAUGUGAUGGUUCUGUUAUGUGGUAAGGAGUUUAGAUUAAGGAGGUGAAAAAUGGAAGCAUUUUAGUAUAAAGGUGAGGUCACAAUUACUGUUCUGCAAAUUUUCACAGGUGAAAUCCAGUCAUUUCAGUAGUGAUUUCUCCAUGCGGAUUUGACCGGUUCGCCCCAACACAAAGCCGCUUGGUUUGAAAGGGACUACUCCUGUGUGAGAUGUGCUUCAUACAUCAUUACAUUAUUAACAACGGACCUUUUUUUGUGUGUGACUGUGACUGCACCUUUACGAACAUGAAGAAAUGAAGGAGUCUGAAUACUUUCUGAAUCCACUGUAAUAAUGUCUAUAGUGUUGUUUGCUAGCCGAGCAUCACAAUCACUGUUGUUCAUAUUUAGGGCUUACUUGAAUAUUACACGCAGUACAUAUUCAAUUCAGCUGUAUCUGUAAAACCGCAAAACAAAAUCUUGUCAAUCUGACUAUUUCUGUUGACUAACACCAGGGCUGCAGUAUUCGACUUGUCCUCCUCUGCCAGAGUAAAUGUUUUUUCUCAAUUCCGAUCAGCGGGGCUCCUCGUGGACCCCAGCAACACAUUUUGCAUCGACUGACUGGUGUGAAGUACCAGAGAUGUGUUGCUUUGAAAGCGUCUGUAUAUAUGCAAUUAGACUGUAAAUAUACAUGAGCAGGAUCAAUCAUUCUUUGUACACUGAUGUCAAAUUCUUUCCAAACAGUACAUUGGCAGGACCUACUUUUAACAGCCGACAUUACCCGACAUCGUGAGUUGUCGAACAGCGUCCAAUCGAGUCAAGUGUCGGUCAUUAUGGUCAUGAUCUUUUUGAGCAGUGACUUAUGACCUCUUAGAGCUUUGCACUUUCUUUAUAGAUGUACUGCUCAUAUUUUUGUAGUUUUCACCCUACAAUUGUAAGCACUGCAAAAAAAUAAAAAGAAAAAAAAGGAAAAAGAAAAUGCACUGAAAGAGGUUAUUUAUAUUGAAUCUGAUUAUUUGCUAACGUUACAGAUAUCGAAGAAAUGUAUUCAGUCAGUUACGCUAAACAAUUUUUCUUGUGUUGUGGCAGACUGACUAUGUGAAGACUUUAUUGAACAAACAUGGCAUUUUCUUUGUUUUUUUGCUAUACAGAUUUCUGUGUGUUCUAAUAGCCAGCCUGUACUUUAUAAUCCAUUCUGUACAGUUCUAAUAGAUGUCUAUAUAAAUAGUAUGUUCUCUCUAUAUAUUCUGUUUCAAACAGGCAUCAUGUCAAAUGUGUGACAUUGUAAAGGGAAGUAAAACAUGUCUAAUGGGCCUCCGGCAAUAUGUGAGUGUAAAAACAGUUUAUUUUGCGUGACAAUGUAUAAUUUAUUUUUCCUGUGGUUGUUCAUAAUAAAAGUACGAUUUGAUUUUUUUUUUUUUUUUUAUAUGUGUAAUUGCUCAACUAGCCUUUUCCCCUGUGUAGUAAACAAUUUGAGGUUACUGACGCUUACUGCACUUUUUUUUUUUUUUUUAAAUUGAGGGUUGAUUCACAUCCAGAAGGAAAGAGCCAAGAGAACCCCCAUCCUCAUUUGAUUUGUGGAAAGCUCUUAACAUUGUAUAUGAAUGAAGAACUGUGACUGAGUACUGGAACGCUCUUUAUGCAUUAUUUUGUAAGCCAAGAUUUUAUGCUUCGUCGGGUGAAUCUCAAUUAAAGUGUAGCGAAAUGUCCUAGUCAGCCCAAAAGAGAAACAAUACAUGAAAAGAUAAGCCUAUUUAAGGUCAAUUAAGCUUUUUUCUUUUUUUUUUUUUUAAUAUUGGGGUAAAAUAUAUCCUGGACAUUUCUUUGUGAAAUGCACCCAUUUAGGCAAUUGAAAUUAGACAUUUGUUCCCAUUUCUUUUAUUUGUUUAGCUGGAUCACUGGUUGUGAGUGAAUGAAUGUGUGUGUGUGUGUGUGUGUGUGUGUGUGUGUGCGCGAGCGUGUGCUCCAGGCAGACUCAAUCUCUCACGGCUUUAGGUGUCAGUACUCUAUGCUUGUGCAUCCUGUGAGAAGCUUCUCUGCAGUCAGUGAAAAUGUUCCUUGUAAUACUGUGCAUUUAAUAAAAGUGGUAUGUCUUACUA
Molecule: messenger RNA, 7772 nt
Organism: Onychostoma macrolepis
Lineage: Eukaryota; Metazoa; Chordata; Actinopteri; Cypriniformes; Cyprinidae
Gene: ntrk2b
Product: neurotrophic tyrosine kinase, receptor, type 2b
Exons: 17
Coding region: 799-3189 (796 amino acids)
Biological process (GO): cell surface receptor protein tyrosine kinase signaling pathway; positive regulation of kinase activity; cellular response to brain-derived neurotrophic factor stimulus
Cellular component (GO): plasma membrane; signaling receptor complex; axon
Molecular function (GO): brain-derived neurotrophic factor receptor activity; ATP binding; brain-derived neurotrophic factor binding
Source: RefSeq, a predicted model, not a curated record